Klebsormidium nitens is the source of this 4652-nucleotide messenger RNA. Lineage: Eukaryota; Viridiplantae; Streptophyta; Klebsormidiophyceae; Klebsormidiales; Klebsormidiaceae. The record is from the annotation of a GenBank genome assembly.
AAGGGCACAAACAGUUUGUUGCCUUCUGACCGGGCAAGUCGUACACCUGAUUCUAGUGUUGCCGCUAGAAGCUUACCCACUCCGGUUCGGAGCUUACGCUAUUGGUAUGGACACCGAAUGGAAGGCACUCGCAUCUUAUUCAGAAGAAGAAAUUGAGACUGUGGACUCUCCUUUUGUUAUUAUCACGCUUCAAUGGGCAAUGGCAACAGAAAAACGACAGAGCAACUUUGCCAUGUCUUCUACUUUGGAAGGAGAAACUACGGACCUUGAGUGGGACUUCAAUGUGGCAACGAAAUCACCGGCAUUUAGUGAACCCAAAAUCAGGAGGAAAACAGCAGAAGAGAAAAUUACUGUCAAUGAAGGAGGAUUGCAAUCAAUAGCUUUGCCGUGACCUACUCCUCUCAGCACGGAGGCGAGAUUACUGUGUGAUUGAGCAUCCCAUAACACAGCUGGAUAUAAUGAAACAGCUGCAGCUCUCAAAAGUCAAAUUGGCCGCCUGCAAUUCUUCUUCCUCUAGUUCAUCCUUCCUUUCAAUUCUCACUGAAUGGAGAAGAGGGACGUUCUAAUACGAGUCGCGAAAAUCGAAGGAAGGAUGGGGCAUGCUGCCAAGUUGGGGGCAGAUUCUUGAGCAUCACUGGACAGCUUUGUAUAUGUGCUUCGCACUUUUCUGUGGGACAGAAACUUCUGCUUUGUAGCUAUAUCUCAAGCGCGCAAGCAUUAAGAUUUGCUGCAGGAGGGACGCGAGUGCCUCUGACCAGAGUGCCUGCGGGACAGGCAGAUCAAAGCCGUGCAUUGCAUAAUUGCUUGCAGCUAUGCGGGCCCCCAGAUUGUUACCCUCUUUCCAGCUCCUUUUGUUUCUCCUCCUUGCCGCAGCUUCCACUUCAGAAGGUCAAUCAGCGCCCUCAGCAGAGCCUGCAGCUACCUCAGUGCUUACAACAGCCCCUCAGACACCAGUCCUGACAGUACCGGCAGCGACGCCCACUUUGACAUCCACCCCUCCGCUCGCAACACCCUUGUCUGAAACAGAGCCACCUGCCACAACCACCCCACUUGGCACAUCAGCCCCCCCUACUCCCGCAGUGCCAGAAGUUCCCCCCACUCCAGUCCCUGUUGUUCUAGCCACACCCCCGCCUCUUAUGGAUCCUUCACCUGCCCCCCUCAUAGCAACAGCCAGUCCAGCACCCACCAGCUCUGCCGUGCCACCUGUCACGAGUCCCACUGAGGCUGCCAACCCUCUUCCAACAACUGGGGUUGCUGUUCCCCCGGCUCUGCCACCAGCGACUUCAUUGCCACCCAGUGCACCAACCAACGUCUCUCCAAAGCUGGCUCCAAAUCCAGGCGCGGCCACCAUUGGAAGCCUCAUUUUCGCAUCACCCCCAAGCACGAGCCUGGGGCCUGCACCGUCCACCCUCAACGUGUCAUUGACAAACAUAAGUCUGGCGCCAUCUCUCAGCUCCCCCAACCACAACACCUCUUCCAACGUCACAUUGGCGCCCUUUUCCAGUGCUCCCAACUGGACCAACUCGUCAAACACCACAACAGCACCCUCCAUCAGCCCCCUGAACCGGUCCAACUCUUCUAAUGUCACGCUGGCACCUUUUCCUUCGGGCCCAAACCUAACCAAUAUCACAAAUACCACUGCGAGUCUUGCCCCCAGCCCGGCGCAGGCAGUACUGUACGCCCCAGCGCCCGCACCUGGGAGAAUCAAUGUAACCCUGGCUCCUGGUCCAAGUCCCGACGGAGCACGCCCUUCAAACACGUCUCCGGCGCCCGCUCCGGCGCAAAAUGCAAGUGUUGGAAAUUCUAGCCAGAGGGUACAGAAUACUACAAUCUUUGUGCCUGGCAGACUGGAAGUGGCCCCUUCUUCCCAGUUGCCGCGAGGGUCGGGCAACGUGCGGUCUGUGGCGCCAACCGCAAACUACCAGAUGAGGUUUUCCACAGCUGUUCCGCAAAAUAUGGGGAGCGUACUGCAGGGUUCCCCACAAGCAAAUUUUACGAACCAGUUGGAGUCGGUGGUCCAAUACCAUCUGGAUCCUGCAUCGGGGCAGCAAUGCGGACAGUCGUGCGUGGCGUUCUGCCAGCUAGAUGACGAUUCUGCUAAAGAGUGCGGGAAAGCAGACGCGAGUGCUGCAACAGGCCGCUUGAGCGACGGUUACCACCGCAUGACCGUCCGCUACUAUGCUACGCGUAAUGCCAGCGAGCCGUUUGCAGUGUACAGCACCUUCUUCCUUGUUGAUUCCGUCCCCCCCACCAUCUCGAUUGCGCUCCAAGCCGCGGAUGGAGAGGCGAGAGUCUUCGAACAACUCCGCCAUGGACAACCGACCCUGUUUGUUUUCUGGGACUCGCUCGAGCCAUUCCCAGGGCGCGCUGUCUUAAGCGAGCCAAUUGAGCCAUUCAGCGAGGACUCAUUACUUGUGGAAGGGGGAACGCUGGUGGGAUGGCAGAGGGAAGAGUCACUUGCUUCGGGGGGCACACGGAGGCUGUUGCAAGAGGGGGGUAACUCAAGCGCGGUCGCAUAUCGAUUCCAGGUGUUCCCUUCCGGGGUGGGCCCGUCCUUGAUCCGAGUCUCUGCACGACCCGGGGCUACGGACCGGGCUCUGAACCCCAUGCAGCUGACCGGCGAGUCUGAGUACACCGUGUAUUUUGACGCACGACGUCCCAAGGCCUUGCUGGCGCUCGUGGUCACCGGCCCAGCUGGUGUGACGUCACUGUCGAGCGCCCCUGAGCUGACAUCAAACAGCGUUGUGGCAGUCCUGCUCUCCUUCGAUGAAAGAGUCUAUGGUUUCUCCCCGAGCUCUUUGAACAUCACCAACGGGACACUGACCGCGUUUGGACCCGAGGAGGCCAUUGAGUCGGGCGGCUCCUCGUAUGCCCUCACCAUAGCCAUCGACCCGCUUGGAAACCUGCUCAUUCAGGCGCCUGAGAACAUCACCUUCAACGCAGUAGGCAAGGGGAACGAGGCGUCCAAUCAAUUGCAGGUCCAACACUAUGUGAAAAACGAGAACCUGGAAGCUGGGAUCCGUGCGAUGGCCGCUGUUUCGCUGGGCUUACUGGCGACCAGUGCUGGGGUGUCGGCAUCCGUGAGCUUCAUGACCGCCGCCGCCAGCAUCACGACAUUCGCUGCGCGCCAGAACCUCCAAGCGCCGUUGCCAGCGCCCUACCUGGAUGCGAGCUCGGGCCUCUCAUUUUCGCUGUUCAACUGGCCCUGUCCCUUCGACGGUCUCAUACCGACAGCUUCAGCUCUCGACAACCUACUGCCGGGAAACAGCGGCUCCCCAGAGCCACAGGCGCCGUUUGAAAGCCGCACGCUCACUUGGGACAAUGGAAGCGUUCCGGUCCGCCUGACGGUGCUCAGUCGAGCAACGGUGGAGACGGUUCCGUUCAAUGCGAGCGUGGAGGCGGAUCCGAGUAUGUACGGCGCGGAACUGACGGUGAACGCGGACAGGCGGGCUCUUCUUGCAGAAAAUGACGGAUUGCGCGCCCUGGUCCGAGCAGUCUUUUGGGUUCUCACCAUCCUAGUUUUGAUGGUGCUCUUCCACUCCAGCAAAGCGCUCGCAGCCUGGUGUUUGAGGCGCCACAUCGCUCCCUCCCUCUUCGUCUUUCCCGGGCCCGAGCUCAUCUUUCUGACCUUUGCAACCCUGCCGCUGACGCACCUGUGCGUCAGAGCGCUGACAGGUGGAACGAUGGCGGCCAUCGUGCUUGCAUCGGUUGUUCUCACCUGCAUCGCCGCCCACCUCGUCUUCCUUACCGGUAUCCUUUGGAUACAUGUCGUGAAUAGCAAGUCGGUUGCGUUCGUCAGAGAGGACUCCGAUGACGACACCCGCUCUUGCUUCCGCGCCCCGGUGCACGGCACGUGGCAGGUUGUUGACCCCUCGGAAGGGAAUCUGUUCGUGGCAAAGUACGGCUUCUUCUAUACCGACUUUGCCGGACGCCCCUCGAAAUUGCACUUGAACAACAGAAGCUUCCGCACUGAUUUAGAAUCAGUUCAACUCGAUCACAACGACAGGGACCUGGCCGUCGAAAGUGCCAAUGCCAAGAUGGAUCCGCCAGCAAGGGCAAUGGUGCCUGGGUCAGUUAAGCUCACAUCGAGCACCGCUGUAGAAGAAAACGGCCGCUCGUACUUCACGGAUAAGGAGGAGGUUGCGGAAGAAGCGAGACUGGCGCUCGAGGAAGGGGCUGAGAACGCGAGACGCGUGGUGCGCCGCGUCGGACGCUUCGGACCGAGCGCCGACCUGAGGCCGCUUUGGAAGGUGGUGUAUCUGCUGAUUGUGUUGGUCGAGAUUUCCAUGCUCGGUGCGACCAAAGGCAUCCGAGCCUCGUACUGGCAAGUAGGGGUGUCGUUCUCUCUACGGCUGGUGCUCGUGAUGCUGCUAAUCCUUUUCAGGCCCUUCCGCGCAACGAGGCUACAGCUGGCGGAGGUUCUCAGCGCCAUGUGCGAAUUGGGAGUGGUGCUCUCUGCGCUGGCACUGCUGAUCAGACAGAACGUUCGAAGCCCGGCUGGAAAGAUGCGGACGACGCAGUCCGCCAUUGGCUACGUCAUGGUGGGCCUCCAGGUGGCGGCUGUUGUCAUCUCAGUGGUUAACUCAGUCAUCACCGUCAUAAAGGAAGGAAUUGCCCGCGCAAGGGGUGGCUUCCAUUCCAACCCGCUCUAG